Messenger RNA from Triticum dicoccoides, 3391 nucleotides. Its product is annotated as BTB/POZ domain-containing protein At1g04390-like. Lineage: Eukaryota; Viridiplantae; Streptophyta; Magnoliopsida; Poales; Poaceae. Gene Ontology annotation, molecular function: protein binding. Bases 53 to 3112 code for a protein of 1019 amino acids. The transcript is spliced from 8 exons. The record is from RefSeq and is a predicted model, not a curated record.
UCGUCUCUUCGGCCGGAGUCCUCCUCCUCCAGACUUCCGGAGACCUCACGCGAUGCGCCCCGCGGCCUCGAAGGCGGCCGGGAAGGAGAAGAGCAGGAGGAAGGGCGGCGGCGCCGGCGCCGGAGAGUAUCUCCUCACCGACCGCGUCCUCUCCCUCCGCGCCCGCCUGCACGACGCCCUCUCCCUCGGCCUCGCCAGGUCUGAUGGCCACGGUGCGAAAAAAUGGCAGUCUACUGAUGCUGGAAUUCAGUCUCACGCGAUCAAAGCAGUGACUGCUUUUCUCGGUUGUUUGUCAACUGAAAUGUUGCGGCUUCCUCCUAUAAAGGAGUCGAUUUCGGACAUUCUCGUACUCCUGGAAGGUGUUCUUCAGACAAAGAACGUUUCAGUUCUAAUCCAAGCAGCAGAUGUGAGCUCAAAGUUAGUUUCCAGCAUAGGCAAUUCGAUUCGGCAAUACCCAAUUUUGGAGAUUGUUUCGCCCCUCUCAUGCCAGUUGUCGGCACACCAGUUACCUACAGCUAUCUCGUGUGCAAGGGCAAUGAAUUGCAUAUUGAAUAGCCUAGUGACGGCGAGAGGUUCAGCUCAUGCAGAAAUUUUGGAAACCUUGGAGAGAACCAAUGCAGUUGCAAGUAUUGUUUCUGCUCUGCAGAGUUACACUCCUGAUAUCCAUCCACUGAGUUAUCUGACCGAGAUGAUAUCACUGCUAAGAACCAUACUGUGGAUUUGGCCUUCCUCAAGAUACCAUGUAUGGAGUAAUGGCAACCUGAUGGGGAAGUUAGCGCAUUACUGUCUUGCCACUGAAACAAUGGUUGUUGCUAAAGUUCUUAGGCUGUAUGCUGCUUUAGCUUUAUGUGGCCAUGGAGCUAUGAUCCUUCUCAAGAAUGAAGUCUUAAUGGCUAAGAUUUGUGAGCUCGUGGGAACGUCCCAUCCGAGUAGUACUAGGAUUGAAGCGUUCAAACUCUGCCAUGUUCUUUUGAGAUCUUCGAAGGGCUGUAGUCAGUUAAUGACUUCACGUUGCCAGCCUAUUGUUGAAGGCAUAAUCGAUGCAAUGCGUGCAAAGGAUGAUAAAUUGUUAGUAACAGAGGGGUGUCGUACUGCACUGCUUGUGCUCCGUUAUGCUGGGAAUCAUCAUCAAUGCUUUUGGUCUAAUGCCAUUGAUAAAGUAUUAUAUAGCAUUCUUACCGGUCGCUCCCUCUCCUCACAUCAAAGUGCUAAAGUUUUGUGCGAUGAUGAGCUAUUUGAUAUGGUUUCCAAAAACUUCAUGGAUAUACAUCCAUACGUCUGGGAUAUACUUGGAUAUCUAGUGGUGCAUUGCACUGAGGAUCACCAUCCUGUAAGGAAAGGGAAAGGUCAUAGCUUGCACGCACUGAUAUCUUGUGCUUGCUUGCUGGCCACAGAUGUUAUGCACAAAAGCAGCCCCAUGACAUUAUCCAAAGAUGUGCAGGAGCCGGCUUUGAGGGCAGUUCUGAUGAUGCUUCUCUCUCCCAAUGGAUAUAUUCAGUAUGAGGCAAGUUUUAAACUUUCAGAAGGUCUUCCAUAUUUGGGUGACGGCUAUUUGAACGUUCUAUUGUCAUCAUUAGAAUCAAAUACUACGAGAAGUGUUGCCACAUCUUUUGACAGUUUCAAAAUUAUGACCAACCUCAUGAACCUCGCAUGUUUGGUGCUGUCACGACCUUACCAUAAUCUCCUUAAUAAGAGGAAUCCUAUUGAUGUGUUGUCCAUCAUUAUCAAGGAAUGUCUCCACAAUAAUAUACAUAUUACGAGGUCAAAAGUCACUUCCCAUCUGCACUUUUGUUUUGAAGGAAGUUCAUGCUGUUGCUAUCUCGGUGAAGAGUGGGAGGGUGAAAACAUAGUCUUAUUCUACGGUCUUGUUGGGCUGUUUAAUCUUCUGAGGAGCACUACUUUAGUUUGUGUUCAGUGUAAGAGGAAGUUGGAUGUUGGGAUUCUGUGCCAUGACUGCAGAGAUCAGUAUACCGAAGAUUUUCUUAUAGUUCUUCAACGUGCUCUAAGUCAAAGCUUGAGUUCUGGACCGAAGCUCUAUAUUGCACACAUCCUGAGUUUGUUUGGCCUCUGCGGUUCUCCAAGCAAGUUGGGCGGGAAGAUGAGUAGUGCAUUAGAUAAUAACGAUCUAGCUGAUCUGGAACUUUUGCUUUCAGAUGGUGAAUCUAUAAAUGCUCACACAGCCAUCAUAUCAGCAAGGUGUCCUAAGCUGUUGCCAUCUGUAAAAUAUCUACUUGGCAGUGACGAAAAAGUUAAAGAUGAAUGGGGAAAAUCAGUGUACCGAGUUCAAAUGUCUGAUCGUGUAGAUAGCCACGCCUUGAAGAAGAUUUUGGAGUACACAUAUACUGGUUUUGUGAUGGUAGGUGAUGACAUUGUUAAACCAGUAAGGACACUUGCGAAGUAUUGUAACCUGAAAUCAUUGGCAGAAAUGCUUCAGAAAGAGCAACCCAGAUGGAACUCCGAUUAUACCAGAUAUGAUCUUACUGUUGCACUUGGACCUGUUGAGCAUUCAUUCUCGGACAUAAUUUUGGAGGCUCAAUCAAAUGAGGAAAUGAAGUGUGACCACGGGUCGUGCCAAUUGCCAACUCCGCACGUUCAUAGCCAUAAAAUCGUGCUGACCAUGAGCUGCGAUUACCUCCGGGCAUUAUUUCGAUCCGGGAUGCAUGAGAGCUUCUCGGACGUCAUCAGGGUUCCGCUCGGGUGGCAAGCGCUGGACAAGCUAGUCCACUGGUUCUACUCAGGCGAGCUGCCCAAAGCCGCCCUCGACUGCCGGUGGAACAACCUGAGCAGCGACGAGCAGCGCUCCCACCUGAACGCCUACGCGGAGCUGUCGUCGCUGGCCGAGUUCUGGUUCCUGGAGGGGGUGAAGGAGGAGAGCCUUGCGGCGGUCUCGUCCCUCCUGGAAUCGAGCAGGAGCGCCGCCGCGGUCGAGUUCGUCGCCUUCGCGGCCAACCUGGGCCAGUGGGAGAUGGUCGAGGCCGGCGUCCGCAGCGUGGCGCACCUGUACCCCCGGCUGCGGGACUCGGGCCGGCUGGAGCAGCUCGACGACGAGCUGCUCAACAUGCUGCGGACCGAGUACGUCCGGUACUCGCAGCACGGAGGCGGGCAGAGGUGACUUGAGUACGUGAAUCUGGACGCACGUCGCCGUGCGCUUUGUAGAUAGAUACAGGGACGGACGCUGCCUGCCAUGCUUUCUUCAUAGAGAAUAUGCAGUGUAUUAUUGUCUGGGUUAGCAGAGCUGUUUUUUUUUUUGGCGGGAUGGGUUAGCAGAGCAGAGCUGUUACUCGUGCCUGCUUGGUGCACAUGGUGCCGACCCGACCGACCUGCUGAGUGCUGACAGACGCACGCAGCACCGAUCCAUCGCCACACACAUCACAACAGACGCUUUUUUUUC